Molecule: messenger RNA, 1453 nt
Organism: Carica papaya (papaya)
Lineage: Eukaryota; Viridiplantae; Streptophyta; Magnoliopsida; Brassicales; Caricaceae
Gene: FOLK
Product: Phosphatidate cytidylyltransferase family protein
Molecular function (GO): kinase activity
Source: RefSeq, a predicted model, not a curated record
AGGAUGAUUGCUGAUAUGUCUCGAAAGUCAGAUUGUUGGGGUUUCCCCUAAGUUCUGUGUAGGACCAGUAAGGAUUCUGAGUCAUAAAGUAGUCAGAAGGGGUUUAGAAAUUACUUUCUUCAAACGAAUUUCCAGCUUACAGGUCAUGUUUUCUUUUUCCUUUCUGUCUUUUACAUGUGAAUGAUCACUUAUAAAUAUGUAGACUACUAGUUUCUGAAUCAUGUUAGUUCAGCUUAUGAUUAUUGCAUCUUUAGGAAUUGGUUUGUGUAUAUGUUUAUACAGUGGGUCAUGUGGUUUCUUGAAAAUCCGGUCAUCUCUGAUCUCUGGGCAGCCAUCGUGUGUGGCUGUGUCAUUUUUGCGUUUCUUGGCCUAUGGAAAGAAACUGCUUGGCGAGGUCUUGAUCAGAAACUGAACAGAAAGCUCGUGCAUAUAAGUAUUGGGCUUGUUUUCAUGCUUUGCUGGCCCUUGUUCAGUUCUGGGCAUCGAGGAGCAAUUCUAGCAUCUCUUAUUCCCGGUGUCAAUAUAAUCCGAAUGCUUGUCUUGGGUCUUGGAAUAUUGAAAGAUGAAGCCACAGUCAAGUCAAUGAGCAGAUAUGGAGACCACAGAGAACUUCUUAAGGGACCCUUGUACUACGCAGCAACAAUAACGUCGGCAUGCGUAAUAUAUUGGAGAACUUCCCCCGUUGCCAUUGCAGCAAUAUGCAACCUGUGUGCAGGAGAUGGCAUGGCCGAUAUAAUUGGAAGACGCAUUGGCAGAACAAAAUUACCUUACAACAGAAACAAGACAGUAGCUGGUAGUGUUGCAAUGUUCACAGCUGGGUUUUUAGCAUCUAUUGGGUUUAUGUACUACUUCGCAUUAUUUGGUUAUAUUCAGGGGAGUUGGGGUAUGAUUCUGGGUUUCUUGGUUGUAUCUCUUGCAUCAGCAGUGGUGGAAUCACUGCCUAUAAGUACUGAGCUCGAUGACAAUCUGGCAGUUACUCUAACUUCCAUAUUGGUGGGCAGUGUUGUAUUCUGAGUGGGAAUCUCAGUACCAUCUACACAAAGAAAGUAGUAAUGAGGAAGUUCAAUAAGGAAACAAGGAAAAAAUUAGGGAGAUGAGUGGGAGAAAGGGAAGGGGUAGUAAGGAGAUUCUUGUAUUUUAAGGGCAGUAUAAUACAUACUGGUAGAAAUGUAUAUUUUUUUCCUUUUUCUUUCAGACCCAUUAGACAGGGAAGGUGCAGUUAAUGGAGAUAAUAGGAAUUCCUCUUUCUUAGGAGCACAGAAUUGAAAACAUUUGCUACUGAGCAAGAAGGCAGAGGCUGUGCCGGCUGACACAAGGGUCUUUUGCGGGUAGAUCUGUAUUUGUAGUUGAUAUAUAUGUAUCCAAAAUGUAGCUGUUCUACUAUUAUUGUUAACUUAUGUAGCUUCUGAAACCUAUGAUAAAUGAAUCUGAAAUCCAUUUGUAAAUGAGUUCA